ACUUAAAAAGUUAACUUUCGUAAAAAUGUCUAAAGUUUUGACUUUUUAAAACUGAUGGUUGUGAGAUAGAUAAAAGAGAAAGACUUUGAAUAUUGAAGAAGAAAUCAGUUUGACAUUUCCCACAUAUUUGAAAGCUCUCACUUUUACGGCUUCUGCGAUAUUUCAGCUCAUCUAGAUUCGCGGAAUCUGAUUUCUUUUGUUUUCCCCGGAGUUUCUCCCUAGAAUUGAUUUCAAUUAUUUUGGUCGGAAUUGUUGUUCGAAUUCGAAUGGGAACACCGGAAUUUCCAGAUCUGGGGAAACACUGCUCCGUCGAUGUUUGCAAGCAAAUCGAUUUCUUGCCUUUCACCUGCGACCGUUGCCUCCAGGUGUUUUGUUUGGAUCAUCGAAGCUAUAUGAAACAUAGUUGUCCAAAAGGCGACAGAGAAGAUGUAACCGUGGUUAUCUGCCCGCUCUGUGCGAAAGGAGUCCGGUUAAACCCAAACGAAGACCCAAAUAUAACAUGGGAGAAACAUGUCAACACUGAUUGUGACCCAUCAAACUAUGAAAAAGCCACCAAGAAGAAGAAAUGUCCGGUUCCAAGAUGCAAGGAGCAACUAACAUUCUCCAACACCAUCAAGUGCCGAGAUUGCAAUAUUGAUCACUGCUUAAAACACCGUUUUGGACCUGAUCACACUUGCCCUGGACCAAGAAAACUCCCAUUCAUGGGUUUCUUGAGUAGUAGUAGUAGUAGCAGCAGAAAAGAAGCUAAGACAACAAGACCCACCAAAGCUCAUGCAUCAACUUCAUCAUCUUCUUCUUCUUCGAGAUGGUCCAAUCUUCUAUCUUCAGCAGAAGCAGGGAUUAGCAGACUCGGUAACGACAUUAGCCAGAAGCUACAGUUUUUGAGCAGCAGCAGUGAUGGUAUCGUGGAGGUGUGUCCACAGUGCGGUGCGAAAUUCUCUUCGGUUACUACUCUUGUGGAACAUGUAGAGAAAACACAUGAGAGGAACAGGAAGCAGAAUCAUGGCAAUGUCACAGUCGAUGUCUGCCCUAAAUGUAGCAGAGGAUUCCGCGAUCCAGUAGAUCUUGUGAAUCAUAUCGAAAGAGAUCACCGAGGUACUUCUAAAGCAUAGGAACAUAGGCGUUCACAAGCCACACAGCACAACAUUUCUUGUGACAGUACUCAAACAUCUUUGUAUGUUUUUCAUUUUACUGGUUUUAAACAAGCAGAAAAAUCACAUUCUUUGAAAAUUCAUGGACUCAUGUCCAGAAAUGUAGACUAAUGUUAUCAUAUCCUUGGGCCUAGGCCUUUGGGCUUUUGUUGGGUGGUAUGGUUUUUUCAAUGAACAAAUUAUAAGAAAUUCAA
This is a messenger RNA of Arabidopsis lyrata subsp. lyrata, 1345 nucleotides long. Its product is annotated as zinc finger AN1 and C2H2 domain-containing stress-associated protein 11. Gene Ontology annotation, cellular component: cytoplasm. Lineage: Eukaryota; Viridiplantae; Streptophyta; Magnoliopsida; Brassicales; Brassicaceae. The record is from RefSeq and is a predicted model, not a curated record. The transcript is spliced from 2 exons. The coding region runs from base 267 to 1112 and encodes 281 amino acids. Gene Ontology annotation, molecular function: zinc ion binding.